Colius striatus (speckled mousebird) is the source of this 7088-nucleotide messenger RNA. It is a transcript of the gene ARHGAP26, whose product is annotated as Rho GTPase activating protein 26. Lineage: Eukaryota; Metazoa; Chordata; Aves; Coliiformes; Coliidae. Gene Ontology annotation, molecular function: protein binding; GTPase activator activity. Gene Ontology annotation, cellular component: cytoplasm. Gene Ontology annotation, biological process: signal transduction. The record is from RefSeq and is a predicted model, not a curated record. The transcript is spliced from 21 exons. The coding region runs from base 192 to 2213 and encodes 673 amino acids.
CCGGCCCGGCACGGCGCGACACGGCACCGCCGGGCGCGCCACGGCUCGGCCCGGCACGGCACGGCCGCUCCCGGGGCGCGGCGGAGAGACGGGCACACGCUUCGGCUUACAAAAAACCCGCUUCAUUUUUCAUUUUAAACCCCGUUUUUUGAAUUUGCUUUGGCGGCGCCCGGUGCGCGGCUGCGGGCAGCAUGGGGCUGCCGGCGCUGGAGUUCAGCGAGUGCUGCCUGGACAGCCCCCAGUUCCGGGAGCGGCUCCGCUCCCACGAGGCCGAGCUGGAGAAGACCAACAAGUUCAUCAAGGAGCUCAUCAAGGACGGGAAGUCGCUCGUCGCCGCCCUCAAGAACCUGUCGGCGGCCAAGCGCAAGUUUGCAGACUCUCUCAAUGAGUUUAAAUUCCGCUGCAUUGGUGACGCUGAGACGGAUGAUGAGAUCUGCAUUGCCAAGUCUCUGCAGGAGUUUGCCACGGUGCUGCGGAACCUGGAGGACGAGCGGAUGCGCAUGAUCGAGAAUGCCAGUGAGGUGUUGAUCACGCCACUGGAGAAGUUCCGCAAGGAGCAGAUUGGGGCGGCUAAGGAUGCCAAAAAGAAAUACGACAAGGAGACGGAGAAAUAUUGUGGGGUUGUAGAGAAGCACUUAAACUUGUCUUCUAAGAAGAAAGAAUCCCAGCUUCAGGAGGCAGACAGCCAGGUGGACCUGGUUCGGCAGCAUUUCUAUGAAGUCUCACUGGAGUAUGUCUUCAAGGUGCAAGAGGUCCAGGAGAGGAAAAUGUUUGAGUUUGUGGAGCCUCUGCUGGCCUUUCUGCAGGGGCUUUUCACCUUCUACCACCACGGCUAUGAGCUUGCAAAGGACUUCAGUGAUUUCAAGACAGAGCUGACAAUCAGCAUCCAGAAUACAAGAAAUCGUUUUGAAGGAACAAGGUCAGAGGUUGAGUCUUUGAUGAAGAAGAUGAAGGAGAACCCUCAUGAGCACAAAAACAUCAGCCCUUACACGAUGGAGGGUUAUCUCUAUGUACAGGAGAAACGUCACUUUGGGACUUCCUGGGUGAAGCAUUAUUGCACGUACCAGAGGGAAUCGAAGAGGAUCACGAUGGUGCCAUUUGACCAGAAAUCUGGAGGCAAAGGGGGAGAAGAUGAAGCUGUUACCCUCAAAUCUUGCACACGGCGGAAAACCGACUCAAUUGAGAAAAGGUUUUGCUUUGAUGUGGAAGCUGUGGAUCGGCCUGGUGUGAUCACCAUGCAGGCACUCUCAGAAGAGGAUCGAAGGCUGUGGAUGGAGGCAAUGGAUGGCCGGGAACCGGUCUACAACUCGAACAAGGACAACCAAAGCGAAGGCACUGCCCAGUUGGAUAAUAUCGGCUUCAGCAUUAUCAAGAAAUGCAUACAUGCUGUCGAGACAAGAGGGAUCAAUGAGCAAGGACUCUACCGAAUCGUUGGAGUAAACUCUAGAGUUCAAAAGCUGUUGAGUAUAUUAAUGGAUCCCAAAACAGCCACAGAAACAGAAACAGAGAUCUGUGCAGAGUGGGAGAUAAAGACCAUUACUAGUGCACUGAAAACCUACCUGAGAAUGCUUCCGGGGCCGCUGAUGAUGUACCAGUUUCAAAGGAGCUUCAUCAAAGCAGCGAAACUGGAGAAUCAGGAGUCGAGGGUGUCAGAGAUCCACAGCCUUGUUCAUCGGCUUCCAGAGAAAAACAGGCAGAUGCUGCACUUGCUCAUGAACCACUUGGCAAAAGUUGCAAAUAAUCACAAGCAGAACCUGAUGACUGUUGCUAAUCUGGGUGUGGUAUUUGGGCCAACACUGCUUCGACCUCAAGAGGAAACAGUUGCUGCCAUUAUGGACAUCAAAUUUCAGAACAUCGUGAUUGAAAUUUUAAUAGAAAACCAUGAGAAGAUAUUUAACACAGUGCCAGAGGCUUCACCAUCAAACUCGCAGCUGCUGUUAUCUCGCAAGAAGAGCACAGACUCGAAGCCUCCCUCCUGCAGUGAGAGACCGCUGAUGCUUUUCCACACGGCACAGCCCAACGAGAAGCAGGAGAACAGGAACAGUAUCAUCAACUCCAGCCUGGAAUCCGUCAUCUCUUCAAAUGUAAACAGCUUCCUCAACUCCAACAGCGCUCCCCAGCCCAGCCUGAGCUCAAGUGAUCUUGAACUAGAAGUAAUUAAACCCAACAGACCAAAUUCACUGAAGAGUCCCUCGCAAAGUUCUCCAGAGUAAGAAGAAGGGAAAAAAAAAAGGUCCAGAUGACAUUUGCUUUCUGCAGGCAAAACUGAAAGCAGGCAGCAGCCAACAUUUCCCCAAAGCCUCUCACCAGCUCUACUCUUUCCAUGAGAAACAGAAAGGAAAUUGGAUCCUACAAGAAAACUGUUUUCCAAAAUGCCAGAGACCUCAGAAUAGUCUGUUUGCUUGCCUACACUGCCUUCUCCAGCGAGACACGACUCAGGUCUUGCAGUCACGUAAGCUCAGAAGGGUGACACUCAAGCAGUAUCUUGGAAAUAAAUCCCUGCAUUUCACGCAAGGGAGACAAGCCUUUUGUUUGUGUGCAUCAUAGCCCCGCGGUCUGCAGGUGCUGGGAGAGCCAGCUCAGACGGGUCUUGAAACAUCCAUUUGUUUUUCUUGAGGCAAUGUGCUGGAAAGACUUGCAAAGCAGGACUGUGAGGCUGUGCAGGGGUAGCUGGGUCAUCGUAGGACCACGUUCAUCUCUUCUGCAAGCAACUCAAUUGAAACAGGAUGAUCUUUGUACUUGAAAAUCCACACGCUAUCAUUAGUUGAUAGUUUUCUCAGAUGCUCUGGUGAUCACAGUGUUUUCUUUGCCACCAAGGAUCCAAAGACACCAAAAUCCUACUCCAGAUGAUCAAUAGCUUCUUAGAUAGAGACUGGCCCGAGUGCAGGUUCUUGCUGUAAAGCUUUUUUACUGCAACAUGGCAGAAAUAACUCUCUUCUCUGAGAUUCAUAUUGAUUGCAUUAUGCACUGUAAUUAGCGUAGCAGUCUGCACAGUUGGUGGAGCAAUGACAGAGACAACUUUAUGAGUAGUGAGAGCUGCAUUCUUUAAAAAUGAUUUCAUCUCAAAAAGAGCAUUGGGAAUUUCUAAUCCUGUGUGGUUGGACAUUGCUUCUGUAGUGCAGUGAGGAGGACAGGGUUGAUAGUGGCGGUGGUGGCUGUCCUGUGCUGCAGGCACACGGUGACUGGCAUGGCCUCUUGCACCCAGAACACGCUGCCCACAGAGGUGGUGGCAGCUACGGUGGGAGGGCUGCAGAGUGUCAGUGGCCGCUUGUGGAGGCAGAAGCCCAGACGCAUUUCUGUCACCAGCUCAUCGCCCCCUCCAAGCCCCACCUUCAGCGAGCUCCCCUUUGAGUGGGAAUUUGCUGUGCUCCAUGUCUGUCCUCUCCUGCCCCAGGAUGGGGGCUUUGCAGUUGUUAGAUACUACUUCCCACUGGGCUUGUAACCACAGAGAAGAUGAGCUGAUAGCAAGAGGUGUGUAAGCUGUCCUAGGACUCUUCCUGCCCUGCAGAGUGUUCAGUGAGAAGGAACCUCACUGGAACCAAGGGCUGGAGGCAGGAAAGUUUUCUUCCCAAAGUAACACUCCUUACCUAUAGAAAAUCCAUGCAUGGAGCAGGUGACUUGCAUUUGAUGAAGAGCUUUUUAAUAUCACCAGGAUGGAGAGGAGUCCACAUGAAUGGUGAGAACCAUGGUAAGAUGAAAGGCACACCUAGCAGAUCCUCUGCCUCCCAGGUGAUAAAAACAUGCAUUCAUAUUGCAUUUGCUGUACCGUCUUGGAGACCAACCACAGCGGCUGUAUCAAGCCUGAGAAUAUAUCAUACAGGUAUUAUAACCAACAACUCUGGCUUCCAAAAUACCAGCUCCUCUUGUGGUGCUCACACUGAUGGCAAUGUCCUGGCAACGUCUACCCAGAGGAGAGCACUCUGCAUGUCUUUCAGCACAUCUAAGGAGCUCUCUCCAUUAGAAGGCAGGAGCAUGCUUAUGCACAGAUAAAAUAAACUCCCCUGCCUGACAUACUAGGUGGCUUGUUACAUUAAGGGAAGGUAGGACAUUGUCACAAAUGGCCAGACAACUGCACCUGCUAGAGAGAAAAACGAAGAAGGAAGAACUGGUGCUUGAGGGGUUAAUUUCUGCAAUUUGGGCCCACUCAGUUUCCUUUGUAGCACCUCCUUCUGUUCAAACUUGGAAAUAGAUUUAAUAUAUGGUAAGUACCAAUGUCUAACAGAUUUAUUAAAGACUAAUCCACGUAGUUACUCAUUUUUCUAAAGACUGGCAAUUUUGAUGAUAGGAAAUUGCAAAAAGGUUGUUUUUAAAUAGCAGUGGUUAUUAGGAGUAUUUCUGUUAAGAGCCUGUCUGUGAGCAUUCCCUGCUUUACAGCCCUCCCAUGAAAGCUGGAAGGCACUGCUGUAUCUCAUUCCUAUAUGCAUGUAAUCCUCUGGCACAAUAAAGACAUUGCCCAUAAUUCCAAGGGGAAAUUCUUCAUUUUUGUUGAAUCCCAUGGCACAGCUUCUGCGAGGGGUAAAGCAGCCAAGAGCUUGCCCUUAAGCAGAUAUGGACCUUAGGGCAGCCCAGGCCAACAAUUUAACCUUCUGUAGUGUCCUCCAGGUGCUAUUGUGGGGGUGAUAUUUAUGAUAUGGACACUUUCCCUCUUAGACAUUGGACCAAAUCCACAGAUCUGUCCUUUCAGUUUUGAGUUGUCACCGUCAAGGAAUGCCAGGGAGCACGGGCUGCCAGCUUCUCUUGCGGGCACGUGGAAGGGCACGUAGGGACUGCCAGCAGGAGUCACCAGCCUCUUGGCAAGUGCCGGUGCUGGUGGAAGAUAGAGAGACCCAGAGAUGAGCCUGGAGUGGGCGGGGAAGGCUUCAGGGUGCUGGUUGCACAGAUGCACAAACUGGAGGGAAGGUGAUGUGCCAUUUUAGUUGAUAAAUUGUAACUCAAACUGAAGGGGAGAAGAUUCCAAGGAAACAUAAGAUUCCAGGUUAAUCGUAAAUAUUUCCUGGAGACCCUCUUGGAUGUUGGAGGGGAUUGGUUCUUUUAAGUAAUAGAAGUUGAGGCUUUACAUUCAGUUUGAAAUGGAAGGAAAAUGUUUGUCAUCUUCUCUCUUAAUAUAUGAAACAUUUCAUUCUGGGAUUCAAGAGAAGAAGCCAUGGGCUGAAACAGUUAAACUUCUAUUGUGAUCUCAUGGGGUAUUGAGUGAUUGUAGGGGAACCCAUUGCCCUUUUUACAGAGACUUAAUCUUUUGAGUAAAGUUAAGAGGUAGUGUAGGCUCCCCUGGCCACUGCUCACCCAUGAGCCUGCCCAUGUUUCGUCCCACUCUGUGUGCUGAUGCUGCCCAUGUUGUUUGUUUUGGUGGGGAGAGGGUUGCUUUUGCUCUUUCUGGAGGCUGGGGUUUUUUUCCAUGUUGGCUACUAUUCCAAGCCGUGCUUCUCAGGAGGCUUCUCCUCGAGCAUGAAGGAGGCACAUCACCUCACUGCACAUGGUGGCAAGAGGAGAUCUGAGUUAAUGUUUUUAUCAUCCCAGAUGGGUAUUUGGAAAAAAAUUACACUUACAGACUGGGGCUGAGGGUGAGAAUUGUGCCCCUCUCAGCAUGUGGACCACCUUUCCUCCCACCUCAAGGCUCACUUUAGUGCUGUCAGAAAGCAGCUCAACAGCUUCAUCCCAUUUCCCUCAGAGAAGUGCCAGUUCCCCAAGACGAGGAAGAAGAGCUAAAGCAAUGGCCUCGGGCAUGCUGUUAGUCCUGCUCCUUUCUCUACCUCCAACAUCCAUUUGCUCUGGUGGGCACCGUAAACUGCUGUUACUGCAGGGCUGAGGUUUUCCUGCGUGCUCUGGCACACCCCAUUCCCUGUACCCCAUCCCUUCCCUCAGCAGCUCCCAGAUCAGGAAUGGGAUUAGGAUGGGGAUGGGGACAGCCUGGGAGUUAUCUGUAGGGUCACACACUAUCCCUACCUCAUCACAGGGUUGUGUUAUCAGUGGUACCAUCCCUCAAGAGAAAAAACAUAAAUCAUAGUGCUUUUACAAAACUUGUGGUUUUUACAGAGACAUUUUCAGUGUGGAGAGGUUUUUUUACUCGUUUGUCAGAGUUUACAGUCUGAAUUUGAGAAUGCAGAUGAGUUGCUAAGCAUGUAAACAAUAGAAGCUAAUCAGACUCAAAUUGGUAUUUUAGUACAAUAAAUGCUUUUUGGUGAACCUGAGAAUGACCUAAAUCAAACAGUUUUGAAGGAACCAAACACUUCUUGCUUGACUCCUGCAUGCAUUUACUAGUUCAGAAACUUGAUGCAACUUCAGCUGACAGCCAUAGCUUGAAAGUGGGGAAUGAGGAGCAGUUUUCAUGAAGGGAAGAAGAGUUCUGCAGUGUGAAAUGUGCAAAACAAAUCCAUGAACCGUUGGUAGUCCUGACUACAUGAGCAGGGCGGGAUUCCCGUAGCCCCUUUACCUCCAUGACCUGGAGGGUGGCUGGUGCACGCUGGGGUUCCUGCACAGCCUGGUGCUGCCCAUCCUAGCGGGUGCCGGGGCUGGAGAUGUGCUCCUGCCAGCUGUUCUCUGACAGCUAAUAGCAUGGAAAUGCCAGCCCUUGCCAGCUCUGCGUCUAGAAAACAAACUCUGCUGGGCUCCCCGCCUCCGAGAGCGGUUUGGGUAGAAAUGUAAACAGGCAGUUGUGGCUGAGCAGCGUGGAUCAGGGCCCAGACUCUGACACUGCAGGACUCCAUGUGCAAAAGGGGAGUGGAGGCUGCUUGCAGGAGUUGCUAACACCCAGAAAUACCAUCAGCUAUUUCAGUGGGGGAAAUCAUACACGGCAGGUAAGUGGCUGGGCUGCUGGCAGCGAGCUGCCAGCCAGCCUUCCGCACGCGAGGUGUCAGGCACGCUGGACAGGGUGAUGGAGCAGCUGUUAAUUGGAAGAUCCAGCUCUUGUUGUCCAGAGAAAUGCAGAUACUGCCUUGAAACACUUCCCAAGGUCUUGGCACUUCAUUUCGUACCUAUGUCUCAUGCUCUGAAUAUCCUCAAGGCACUCGCUAUCAUCGGAUGUCGUCUAACUGUCUCUCAGUUGUUGUUUGUUUCUGUGGUUGCAUGUUGAUAAGUUAUCUGGUUAUGUC